AAUCAGGCAUGCAGCUGGAGCGGACAGGACGGCUUCCCGGAUAUGGUGGGGUCUUUGGCUGUCGCUGCAGCUGUAGCUCCGGGUCUCUCCUUCACUGCCCUCUGUACUCCGCUCCCAGAGGCCCAGUUUCUGUGGCCCUGUGACCUGCAGGUAUUUGGAGAUCCACAGCUAAGAUGCCAGGACCCCCUGGAAGCCUAGAAAUGGAAGACCUGGGGUCUGAAGUGUAUCCUCUCAAGGAAGCAAGUGGAUCCCCUGGGGCAGAGAGGAAGCUUCUAGUGUACUCUUAUUUUGAAAAGGAGACAUUGACAUUUAGGGAUGUGGCCAUAGAAUUCUCUCUGGAGGAGUGGGAAUGCCUGAGCCCUGCUCAGCAGAAUUUAUAUAGGAAUGUGAUGUUAGAGAACUACAAAAACCUGGUCUUCUUGGGUAUUGACGUCUCUAAGCAAGACCCAAUCACCAGUCUGGAGCAGGAAAAAGAGCCCUGGAAUAUGAAGAGACAUGAGAUGGUGGAUGAAUCCCCAGGCCAGGUGUGGUAGCUCACACCUGUAAUCUCAGCGCUGUGGGAAGCCAGGGCAGGUGGAUUGCUUGAGCCCAGGAGUUUGAGACCAGCCUGGUCAACAUGGAAAAACCCCAUCUCUACUAAAAAAACAAAACAA
Rhinopithecus roxellana (golden snub-nosed monkey) is the source of this 653-nucleotide messenger RNA. RefSeq names its product zinc finger protein 431-like. Gene Ontology annotation, biological process: regulation of DNA-templated transcription. NCBI's taxonomy places the organism in Eukaryota, Metazoa, Chordata, Mammalia, Primates, Cercopithecidae. The transcript has 5 exons. The record is from RefSeq and is a predicted model, not a curated record. Bases 174 to 533 code for a protein of 119 amino acids.